AUGCCACGUUAUACAUUACCAUAUCUCUUGGGUCAUUCAAAAUCAGCUCAUAGUGAUUGGUUACGAACAGCUUUAAUUCAUGCUGUAUGUUACUGUACAUCAGUUGAUGAUUUUCAACAGGAACGAAUUGCUCUUGAAUUAACUUAUCUUAUUAGUGGUUAUUCAUUAUUAUUUGUUGAAACUCAUGUCAAACAUUUUUUCAAUUAUUUUCAUGCUCAAACUGUGCGAUACUCAAGAAAUCAAAGUACAUAUGAUAAAUUUCGUCAACAAUGGUUUAAAUUCGUCGAACAACGAUAUGAACUUAUAGAGCAACUUGAAAAAUUUAAUAAUAAUGGUCGUUUAAUUCAAUUCAAUUACAUUUAUGAUUUUGGUCCAAGAUGUCGAUUCAAUCGAGAAUUUUAUAAACUUUGGAUUCAUUAUUUUGAAAAACAUCCAAUUCUAUCAGAAGAAAAUUCUAAAAUUAUCCUAACAACUACACAUUUUCAUUCAUUAAAUACAUUAUUAGCAAUAGACAAACCAUCAUAUACUACAAUUCUACAAUGA
Rotaria sordida is the source of this 543-nucleotide messenger RNA. The record is from the annotation of a GenBank genome assembly. NCBI's taxonomy places the organism in Eukaryota, Metazoa, Rotifera, Eurotatoria, Philodinida, Philodinidae.